Pocillopora verrucosa is the source of this 1275-nucleotide messenger RNA. The record is from RefSeq and is a predicted model, not a curated record. NCBI's taxonomy places the organism in Eukaryota, Metazoa, Cnidaria, Anthozoa, Scleractinia, Pocilloporidae.
AUGGCCAACAUUACAGGCACGUCAUCACAAUUACCAAUUGGCAUCCUAACAUCUCUCCUAGCCUUCAACAUUAUCCUCUCCUUCACUGCAUCUCUGGGUAAUGUUCUGAUCCUGUUGACAAUUUAUAAAGUUUCCUCUCUGCAUCCUGUGACGAAGCUCCUGUUUGCAUCCUUGGCCACAACCGACCUUUGCGUGGGUCUCUUUUCGCAGCCUUUGUUCGUAGCAAGCAUAAUACUUAAGAUUGAUCUUGCCAACACCGACCUGGAUAUUUUGUACCACUUGAGGGAGGUUAUUUACAUCUCCAGUUAUGUGUUGUGCGGAGUGUCCCUGUUGAUAUCGGCAGCCAUCAGUGUUGACAGACUUCUUGUUUUGUUGUUGAGGCUGAGAUACAGAGAGGUUGUGACACAGAAGCGAGCUCAAGUUGUUAUACUUUUGUGCUGGGUAAUUGCUAUUUCAUGCGGAUUGGUUCGUGUGUGGAGUCCAACGGUUUCAAAGAUUGUUGUUUUUGUGGCUUGUUUUGUAUCUUUAGUUACUUCCGUGAUUUGCUACGCAAAGAUCCACCAGAGACUACAGAGGAAUCAGGCUACAAGAGAGGACAACUAUGGAUGUGAACAAUCAAACGAAGGAGAAGAAGUGGGUGGAGGAGAGGAAGGGACAGGAUUAACAACGGGGGAAGGAAGAGCCGCAGGAGAAGAAGCAGAAGCAACGACGAGGGCAGGUAGAGACACAGAAGAAGAAGCAGAAGCAACGACUGGGGCAGGUAGAGACACAGAAGAAGAAGCAGAAGCAACGACUGGGGCAGGUAGAGACACAGAAGAAGAAGCAGAAGCAACAACUGGGGCAGGUAGAGACACAGAAGAAGAAGCAGAAGCAACGACUGGGGCAGGUAGAGACUCAGAAGAAGAAGCAGGCGAAGAAGUAGAAGGCACAGGAAGAGCGACAGAUGAAGGAAGUGAAAGAGGAAGGAAAGCAAAAGUAUCCCCAAAGCGAAGAAUUCGAGAAAGAGUUCGACUGAAUAUCGUACAAUAUAAGAAAGUAGUUUCCAGUAUAUUCUGGUUGCAGUUGACUUUAGUGGCAUGCUAUGCCCCUUUCAUAAUUGUGUCAUUAUUGAGACAUACAGUGCUUAGUGGAACAACAAUUCAAGGUCUUUGGCUGUUUACGGCAACUUUAGUUUAUUCAAAUUCAUCUCUGAAUCCCUUUCUUUACUGCUGGAAGAUCAGAGAAGUGAGAAUGGCAGUAAAGAAUACAGCCAAGGCGUUUUGCUGUCGUUUGUAG